Raphanus sativus (radish) is the source of this 567-nucleotide messenger RNA. Its product is annotated as pectinesterase inhibitor 2-like. Gene Ontology annotation, biological process: negative regulation of catalytic activity. Gene Ontology annotation, molecular function: pectinesterase inhibitor activity. The coding region runs from base 1 to 567 and encodes 188 amino acids. Lineage: Eukaryota; Viridiplantae; Streptophyta; Magnoliopsida; Brassicales; Brassicaceae. The record is from RefSeq and is a predicted model, not a curated record. The transcript is spliced from 2 exons.
AUGGCGACAACAUACAUGAUGAACAACCUUCUUGUGUCUUGUCUGAUGUUUUUUGUAAUGAUUGGUUCCUUAAACACAAAACCUGCAGACACCAAAGCAAUUUGCGGGAGAGCAAAAAACCCAUCCUUCUGCACAAGCUUCAUGAAAGCAAACCCAAAGAUUUCAGGUGCUGAUAUUAAAAUGCUUGCAUCGAUCACCUUCAGCGCUGCACUAACAAGCGCACAAAUAGCUUUGAUGAAGUUUCUGUCUCUUGCCACGAAAGAAACUAACCCUGCUUUGAAGAAAGGAUGCACCUCGUGCGUGGAGCAGUACAAGAAUACCAUCAGCAGUCUCGAGGAAGCUGCGAAGAGCUUUACAUCAGGAGAUGGUCCAGGGAUGAACAUCAAGGUCUUAGCAGCUAUGAAAGGUCCUACAACAUGUCAAGAUGGCUUGGCAAAAGUCAAAGCUGAUCCGUCAAUUGCCAAGACUACUCUACAUUCUAUCAUUUAUUCAUUUGAAAAUGGACUAUCUCUAGAGAUGUCAAACAUGUUUACCUGUCCCGUUCCGUCCCGUAUCGCAGCUGAUUAG